AUGCCGGACGUCGGCUUCAACAUGUUGGAGCGGUAUCACGGGAAGGGAUACGCGACGGAAGCUACACAGGGGUUGAUCAAGUACUUUCGCGAGAAGAAAGGUGCGAAAGAGAUUGCGGGUUUGACCGACGACACAAACGAAGAGGCGAAGAAGCUCUUCCUCAGACUGGGGUUCACGAAUCAUGGAGUCAGGACAGUACGUGGUAUUCGGUGGUCGGGUGAAGUUCUUGACGUGGAUAUCUGGACCUUGGGACUUGAGGAUGGGAAGAAACUGGAGGACUUUGGAUUCUGA
Molecule: messenger RNA, 291 nt
Organism: Alternaria ventricosa
Lineage: Eukaryota; Fungi; Ascomycota; Dothideomycetes; Pleosporales; Pleosporaceae
Exons: 1
Coding region: 1-291 (96 amino acids)
Molecular function (GO): acyltransferase activity, transferring groups other than amino-acyl groups
Source: RefSeq, a predicted model, not a curated record